AUGUUGUCUGCGCGAAAGAAUCAGGAUACAUUUGUCAUCAUUAUCAAACACGCGUGGGCUACCUGAUGGGCGUAAUACGCGCGAUAAUUGUCACAUGACCUUAAAGACCAAUUACAGCAGAGAAUUCCUGAUGUACGCCGCACAUUCCAAGUGGAAUUGGAGAUUUGCGAGAAACGCGGAAUAACUUGAUGGCCGUCGACGGCCGCGGACGGUUACGACGUAAACAGCUCGGGACGUGUGCAAAAUACACUCGUUACGCUCGUCCUUUAAACGAGAUGAUCUUCCUGAGAAGACGUUGGAAAUAAUGAAUGUAAGGUUAUUUCAUCUAUUAGCUUGUGUCCUUAAUUUUUAAUUUUCUGAGCAACUCCUUCGUUCUCGUCAGUGCCAAAUAUUAAAUUGUAAUCUUCUUUUUCCGUUAUUAUAUAAUUAGAACAGGACACAGAUUUGCUUCUUUUGUUGAGAAAAUUAGAAAUAAUUAGGGGAAAAACGGAGGUUUCGUUUAGUAGCUCGUGUCCCUAAUUUUCUAUACUAAGUGAUUUCUAUGCAUUACUUUGUUCUACCAAUUUUUUCGUUUAUUAACACCAUAUAUCGAACUGCAAUCUUUUCCGCGUUGUUUUUCAUUUUGCUCUUAUGUAAUUAAAGCAGCAGAUUCUGGUAAAAUCAUGGUUUCUCAUUUGCAAUUAUUUGUGUUUACAUAUAAAUAUACGAUAAAACACACGAGACGCGUUUAUAAAUCGUUAAAGUGCAUAUUGCGACGACGGCUAAUGAGUAAAUGUCGCGAAUUCGGAAAUUUUAAUUUUAAUGCAAUCUCACACGGUUUCUCUGCAUCUACAGGAGGGCUCUCAAUAAAUGAGUUUGAAACUUUCCAAUUGCUAUUCAUCAGCCGGGAUCCCUCGGAUACAUGUACGGAGUUUCAUUAAAAUCCGGAAUUUCCGAGUUUGCGAGCUUUCCCUGGUGGAGCCUCGCGUUCAACUUUUUGUUAACAAGCUUUUUGUCACUCACCGGAACUACAACUCGAGUCCAAGUUCGACGAUAUAGCCAGCGGUCUUGACGCAACGCAAACUCGUCUGCCAAGUGUUACUUGCGGCAAGGGAACGUGUGGGAGCGAGGAAGGGUAGAAAACGGACACUUGGCUCGGACUUCUCUCCGUCGUGCUAAGAAUCGAAACCGGCUGAAGGAACUUGGACGUGUUUAUUUUCCAAUGCCACAGUUAUGCGGAAAUAAUCCCCGUGUUUGUUCGCGAUGAUAGGAACGUGAACGCUAGCACGAUCGAUGAGACGGCUCGCUUCUCGCACGUCGGCUUUCGCGGCGUCGCGGAAAAACCGAGGUCGUCAUGUUCCGCGCGAAACUUAGCGCGCGAGGGGUGCGUUGUCGUCAGACGGGAUGCGCGCGGAGGUGCGUUUCGUCGUUAGCCGGUAGAUAAGGUCACGCGAAGCGUGUAGAGUCUUCGCGAAUCGAUCGUCGACGCGUAUUCGAAGCUUUCGCGCGCGCGUUCCUGGGACACGUGUGUGUGUGUGGAUAUAUGUGUACGUGCAAACUUUGUUCUUCCUAUACACGAGGCGUACGCGCCACGUCGUCCCGCGCUGUCGUGCAUGCGCUCAUCGCUCUACGCGGCUCUACUUGUCGCCUGGAUUUUCUUCCAUCGCGUAGAAUUAUAAUGCGAAACGUAUAUAGGAUAUACCGUAAUCUAUCAUGUGUCACUCAGCGAACUUAGCCUGGUAGAUUAUCGCGCAAGUGUCACAGUUGUGGAAGUAUCAUUUUUUAACAUUUGAAAUGCACUCGUUGCGAUAGUAAAUAUUAGCUGCGUUUAGCAGAAAACCAGCUAGUCAGCGCUUUCCACUGCGUUCUACACAAGAUUUUCUGCUGAACGACAUCUAGUGAUUUAUAUUGCUUCAACAUGUUUACCAAGCGGUCCAGCGUAGUAUGCUGGAAAAAAUGGCGACCGUAUGGUAAACAUGUUGCAAAAGCGUAACCCGCUGAUGUAGUUUGACAGAAAAUCUUACAACAUUUGCAAACUGCUGGCAGUACAGCGCAAAGCGUUUAUUAAACCGUUUUCUCUGCUGAGCGCAACAAUUGAACCGUGUCACUAUUAUCUUGAAGCGAUAAUAUUCCCCCCGUAUUUUUAAUCGUAUCAAAUGCGAUAGUAAUAGAGUUAGCAACGAGAGAAAAAGCUUCGUUAUAAUAAUGCUCUCUCACACACAGAGCAGGUUUUACCGCCACGGUUUUGCACAUUCGCGUAAACUUGCCUCUCGAAAGCUUUUUCAUCCCGCAAAGUUGAUAUAACUUAUGGGCAAAGCGCUCACCUUAAAAUUAAGGCGGCGAGGUGCGCCGGACUCUGACGAGAUUAGAUUUUGACGCGCUGCGAAACUUUAACCUUACGUAAAUAAUGCGACUCUAUUUCGCCGAUAAAUUGUUCUCUUCCGCGUUUCUGUGAUACAUCUUAUAAAUAGAUGAGACGUGUAAAUGCGUGUAUGCGCGUGUACACACGUAAGACGUAUAUAAAUACGCGGUAUAAAUUGCGAUUAAAGAGAGAUAUUAUUCGCUGGUCUCGUCAUAACUUCGCACAAAUUGAUUUUUGUUACGUUGAAAAUUGCAACUUUAUCACGUCGCGUUUUUCCGAUUUUUGAAUUUUUGAGUUUUUAAUUUUAUAUUUUAUUGGUAUAUAAAUAUGCUUUGACGUAUAUAAAAAAAAAAACAAUUGAAAUUUACCGGACAGAACAAAUUAUUCUGUACGAACGAAACGUCAGACUUUUUAAAUCGCAGAACAACGACAGGAUGUAGCGGGUUUAUGUGAAUAAUUGACCAGCGACAAUAUCCACUAAAUAACAAAUUGUUUGGAAGAUUUUCAGUCGACGAUACUUCCAUAAUCCAUCAACCGCCCGUUCCUACUGUAUAAUACAGGCGGACAAUCGAAUUGCGUGACAUAAGUCUGCAUUCGCAUGUUAUACGGAUGAUCGAGAUCGCAUUACGCUGCCGCAAUCGCGUGCUCGAAUAUUUUGCCGGAACGGCUCUUUCGUUGCCGACAUUGUCCCUCUCGCAUGUUACAAAUACAUAAAUAUGCAAAAAACCGCACCCACUCGUUAUAAUUGGCGAUACACGGGGUUUAUUUGUAGCCGCGCGAAGUCGCCGCGAGUUCGUUUAAUUAAGAAUAGCGGUAUUAAAAUUUAUGAUUACCGCGGAAUGCGAAUUACCGCUGCGGCUGCAGAGGCGGGAUUUCGCUUUGACCUACGGGGUGGACCCAAAUCUGCGACAAGGAGCGGCACAGCGUGAAAAUCCGUCGGAAAUCAAACGACGAAAAUGCCGGCUUAAUCUUUCACUUCGGACUCCGUUAUUGUUUUAAACUGAAGCGUGCUUCAAUCAUUAAAUUUUCUGUCUGCGGGUAUGUAUAUAAUGCUAUAAUCACCUCUAUCGCAUCACCGACGGUGGCAAAUGAGAAGAAAACCAAGCCCUACGGGCGUCAUAAGCGUCCUUUUAUUCAUUUUGUUCAUUUUUUUUGAAAAAAACGCGUCACGUCUAGAAUUAGCCGCGUAUAACGACUAUUCGUUACCGAGAAACAGAUAAUGCGCACGCGUAUGCAAACGGGCGCGAAACGAUGAGUGACGGAUAGUCGUUUGACAGGUAAUACAACAACGAGAAAAAUUGGAAGGAUCCGAGCGCUCCGUGUUCCCUCGAAUCACGGGAGGAUGCGCAAAAAAAAGAUUGAUUCAAAGGGGAACCCUUUGGGGGGAAGGGAGUCAAGGGGCGAAAACGAUGUCAACGACACGCGCUCGUAUCCGUCACGGAAUCGCGUCGCGGCUGUAAGCCCGUCGAUCGGCGCGGCGCAGGGUGCGGGGGAUGACGUCAAGCCCCCGGUGAACUGCGAACUUGUAAGUCAGUCCGCAGCUGACACGGGGGUACCAGCUCGCUGGGUUCACCAUGCAACGGGUGGCCGGCCGGAAAUAAAUCCGCAUAGUAGUGCAUGCGGUACGCGUGCAAGAAGGAGGAGGAAGAGAAGAAGCGAAGGAGGGAGGGAGUCUGCGUUACCUUCGUGCUGCAUCGCGCCUGCCGAUUGCCACCUCACAUCGUCCCUCGUGCGUCGGCCCGCCGCAUGCACAUGUGUUCCCUCGUUCUCCACCGGUCGGGGGGUUGCUGAGAAAGGGUGUGCUCGAUUUCUCGAGACGCGAUCCAAAUUGCUGCGAUCUCUACUCUCUCGCGUAAGAGGGAACCGAAUUCAGAUCGGCCGGUCACGAUCAGGCGGGGAGAGAAAAAUUGAGAGAAAGACUGAAGGAGCGAUCGUGGCUGCACCGGCUGCACCGUGCUCGUCGUAUGCGUGCGUACGCAUAUGUGUGUGAGUUACGAUACCAAACGAGUCUGCAGAAGAAGCGCAACGUGGUGCAGCGGCUGGUAGCGGCGCCGACCGACUGACUGAACUCCUCCUGUCGCAGUGUGAGCGAGCGCGGCGGCCGCGCUCGCUUUCUCGCGCGGGUCGAUCGAACACGUUCCGCGCACCGCGCCUCUCCCUCACUCUUUCUCUGUCUAUCUAUCUGUCUGUCUCGCUCUAGCCCUCCCUCGCGGCGAUGAAGCCACCCUCGUGGAAGCGCAACGCACCCUUCGUCGCUGUCGCCGCCGUCUCCCUCGCGACGACGCCGUCGCCUACGAAAAAGCGCAUUCGUUGCAGUCGUCGCCGCGUGAAACUUUCGUGCUCGUCUCACAUCGCUAUUCGCGGUAGCGAAGUGGCUGGUGCUCUCUUGAAGGGCGCGAAUUUCGAGACUGUAGCGCAUAGUGCAGAUUGGCGGGGGAACCAGUAGGAAGCCGGGAAAGCAUAUAAACAAAAGUUUCGUCCGAUAACCGUAUUUGCAAUUUUAGCGUAAAUCUGAAAAGACGUCAAGCAGAUAGAUUACUACAAGAACAGUUUUCCAAAAUCCCCAAAGAACUCUCGCGACAUUUUUCCUCUCCCGAUGAGCCAAGGAGAUUUUUCACAUAGGCACUUAUGCACCCCCGAUCAGCAUACUUAUCUCGUUUCAUUCCCUCUCACCCCUCGACUACCGCAGGCACUUUCAUGCCCCCCGCAGUUUGCCGUACCCACUCAACUGUCCGUCGUCUCUCGCGCAUUUCGCGCAAACACAUUUGUCACCACCUGACUGUGACCCACCCCCCUCGUUGCCGUACUUUAAGUUCGGCUGCACCUCGCUGAGAACCACCACGCCGCAUCGACAUCACCAUGGCAACCGUUUAGGAUCUGAGGGGGUUGGUCACCCCCCGACCACCAUGAACGACUGCCUGUCGUUGAACGCGACCGCCUGUCGCGUCGCUCAACUGGCGCGGGAAAAGGAAGAGAAACGUGCCCUGGAGCGUCGGCGGCAUCUUGUUUACCUGAUCGCUGCCUUCUUACGGGAACAAGGAUAUUCCAAUACUGCGGAGAGCCUCUUGAAGGAAGCGCAACUCUCCCGGGACGUUCACGUAUGCGAUAAUAUCGAUCUGGAGACCAUCAUUCUCGAGUACGCUGAUUAUUAUUACGCCAAGUACAACAGAUACCCCAAGUUCUGCAAGAAGGCGGAAGCAGCCGGGAAUGUCACGCAAAAUACCUGCGGUAAGAAGGAGAGAGUCUCGAAAGUUCUUAAUUUGAAACAAGAGGACGGCCGAGCCGUCGGCGACGAGUGUAACAAUAUCGGCAAGAGCAGGGUCACGCAGAAGCACGGCGGUAUCCUCCCGCCGAACGAGCUGAAUCUCGGCAUCACGGUGACGCCGAUUUUCCCGGCGGAAAGCGGCGAUCGAACGGCAACGAUACAGCCGAUACAGAUGUUCGACGAAGCAUUCACCGAUAAUAACGAGAGGAUACUGAAACCUAUCGGCAAUCUCUACCCAGCCGGCUCCGAGCUGAAGGAGAUCGCCGACGUUAUAUCGCGGGAAAUCGUGCAACAAAACUUGAACGUUCACUGGGACGACGUAAAGGGGCUGAAAUUUUGUAAAGCGUUACUGAAGGAAGCCAUAGUCUAUCCAAUGAAGUAUCCGACUUUGUUCAGCGGGAAACUCGGUGCCUGCAAAGGUGUCUUGUUAUACGGUCCACCGGGAACUGGUAAGACGAUGCUCGCGAAAGCCGUCGCUACUGAGUGCCAAUCGACCUUUUUCAACAUCACCUCGAGCUCUGUCAUCAGCAAGUGGAGAGGCGAUUCCGAAAAAUAUAUUCGCGUGCUCACCGAUCUUGCCAAACAUUACGCGCCCACGAUCAUUUUCAUCGACGAGAUCGACUGGACGACCACGAAGAACGCGGAUUACGCCUCGUCGAGCUCGGAACCUGCCAGGAGAUUUCGAGCGGAACUUCUCGCCAGAUUAGACGGGCUGUUAUCGAUGGAAUACAUGAAUGUGAUAUUGUUAGCGGCUACAAACGUUCCAUGGAACAUAGACGUCGCCCUGUUGAGACGUUUAGAGAAGCGGAUCUUCGUGGAUCUACCUGAUCGGGCCAGUCGAUUGGAAAUCUUGCGAUUUUACGUGCACCGCGAUCUGCACGAGUCGCCGGAGAUGUCGGAGCUCGUGCGAGAAACCGCCGGCUAUUCGUGCGCGGAUCUGAAACUAUUGUGCAAGGAGGCGUGGAUGAAUCAAUUACGGCCCGUUUGGACCAGACUUGAGAGUAAGGCUCUCACGGUGAAUGAUAUUCAGAACGACGGUCUGAUCAAUGCGAUGAGCCACAUCGCGCUCGCUAAGAACACCGUGAAACCGAUCGCCAAGCACAUGAGCGACCAGUACGUUAAAUGGCACGAAGAAUUCGGUUCCUUUGGAUAAUCUUUUGUACAGAUGUAGGCAAGCUUGAAGCCAAUUACACUAGGAAAAUGCGAUACGCGCGAUUAUUUGGUCAGUAAGCGGAGUUUUUCGUAAGUGCGAAGCAAUAACAAUUUCGCAACGUGUAAUCGAGAUUCAUCCGCGCAAGUACCAUGUUAUAAUUUAUUCACGUUACAGCGCCAGUUACGUUAAAAGAGCAAAAGCAGAUAUUAUAUUUUUAAUUUAAUUAAUCAAGUCAAAU
Molecule: messenger RNA, 6997 nt
Organism: Dinoponera quadriceps
Lineage: Eukaryota; Metazoa; Arthropoda; Insecta; Hymenoptera; Formicidae
Product: katanin p60 ATPase-containing subunit A-like 2
Exons: 10
Coding region: 5248-6759 (503 amino acids)
Molecular function (GO): ATP hydrolysis activity; ATP binding; protein binding
Source: RefSeq, a predicted model, not a curated record